Messenger RNA from Solanum verrucosum, 1008 nucleotides. RefSeq lists its product as uncharacterized. Bases 21 to 1004 code for a protein of 327 amino acids. The transcript is spliced from 3 exons. The record is from RefSeq and is a predicted model, not a curated record. Lineage: Eukaryota; Viridiplantae; Streptophyta; Magnoliopsida; Solanales; Solanaceae.
UUAGCUUACUUCAAAAAAAUAUGUCAAAACAACUUGGACAAUUCCUUCAAGAACAACAAGAACCAUUUACCUUACAAAUCUAUCUUCUUGAAAGAGGUCAAUUGAAAAACAAACAUCUUAUUUCGGAUCGCGAUUUUCGAUGUUGUUCUACAAAUUCUAGUACUUAUUUGUUCUUGAAGAGAUCAGCUAGCUGUGGUGCAAAGAAGAGAAGGAAACAGAUUCUUAAUUGUUCAAAGAUUGUGAAAUCUGUGUUUAAUAAACUUGUUACAUUUAGCCAUAAUAAAAAAAUCAAGAAUUUGGCAAAUGAUCAAGAACACAACAAUUCUACAAGCAAAAAUAGUAAUGUUAUUGCAAAUGAUGAGAAAAUUUCUUCAACAAGUAGUAGGACUGUGUUCAAUUCUUGUUAUGAUUCUAGUGAUGCAUAUGACAACUUUCUACAUGAAAAACAGGUUUUUGAAGAGAGAAGAAAGUUAAGGUUGGAAUUUCUUGAAGAAAGUAAGCAACUCAGUCCUGUGUCAGUUCUAGAAGAAACUGAAUCUUCUGAUGAUGAUGAUUCUCCACAUGUUAAAAAACAAGAAUGUGUCAAGGCAAAGAAACAAGAGGAAUUUCCAAGUCAAUCAGUUUCAAAUUCAGAAGAAACAAGCCACGAGUCUCAGUACAUUAAGAACAAGAAAGCAAUACAAGAAUCAAGACAACUCCUUUUUGAUUGUGUUAAAGAAGUGGUGGAAAAUCAAAAAGGGAAAGAAGAAGAAUUUCAAAGAAUUUUAGGAGCUGAGCAACUAUGGGAGAGUCUAUUACAAAAUAUUUGGUUAUGGAGCCAAGAAUCCAUAAAUGAAACUAAUAUCAAACAAUUAAUUCCCAUUUCUAAUGUGUUGAGUUCUUUUGAAGAGUCAAGUGGAGUUGAGGAGAAAAGGGAAAUAGGUAAGGUGGUUGGUGAUUUAAUUUUUGUUGAUAUUAGUAAUGAGAUUGUAUUAGAUAUGUUAAAUUAUUCUUCUUUAAGAUGAAUUU